CCCAUUAGGGUUUUGGCUAAUAUAAAGGACUACUAGUUGCAAACCCUAGUUUCUGAUCCCCUCUUCCUUCAGCAGAUCGCCGACGACAGCGCCGCCGGUGACCGGUAAACAUGGUGCACGUCAACUUUUAUCGUAACUACGGGAAGACCUUUAAGAAGCCUCGACGUCCCUAUGAGAAGGAGCGAUUGGACGCAGAGUUGAAGCUUGUAGGAGAAUAUGGAUUGAGGUGCAAAAGGGAGCUUUGGCGAGUUCAGUAUGCUUUGAGCCGUAUCAGAAAUGCUGCUAGAAUGCUUCUGACCUUGGAUGAGAAAGACCCACGUCGUAUUUUUGAAGGUGAGGCACUUUUGAGAAGGAUGAACAGAUAUGGAUUAUUGGAUGAGAGCCAGAACAAGCUCGAUUAUGUCUUGGCUCUUACUGUGGAGAACUUUCUUGAGCGUCGUCUCCAAACCCUUGUCUUCAAGACUGGCAUGGCCAAGUCAAUCCACCAUGCUAGAGUGCUAAUUAGGCAAAGGCAUAUCAGGGUCGGAAGACAGGUGGUGAAUGUUCCAUCCUUUAUGGUGAGAGUCGACUCACAGAAGCACAUUGACUUCUCUCUCACUAGUCCUUUCGGUGGUGGUCGCCCUGGAAGAGUGAAGCGAAGGAACCAGAAAGCUGCUGCAAAGAAGGCAUCCGGUGGCGAUGGAGAUGAGGAAGAUGAAGAAUGAUCACCUAGUUACAUAUGUGGAGCUUUGAUGCCCAUAUAGUAUUGUCUCUUAUCUGCAAUUUUAAGUGAAUUUUGCACUCUAGGCUUUGGACUAAAUUUACUUUGAAGCAAUUGACCUGGUUUUUUAGAG
Messenger RNA from Lycium ferocissimum, 833 nucleotides. Its product is annotated as small ribosomal subunit protein uS4y. Bases 111 to 704 code for a protein of 197 amino acids. Gene Ontology annotation, cellular component: cytosolic small ribosomal subunit. Gene Ontology annotation, biological process: translation; positive regulation of translational fidelity. The record is from RefSeq and is a predicted model, not a curated record. NCBI's taxonomy places the organism in Eukaryota, Viridiplantae, Streptophyta, Magnoliopsida, Solanales, Solanaceae. The transcript is spliced from 3 exons. Gene Ontology annotation, molecular function: structural constituent of ribosome; rRNA binding.